AUGGUUCUACGAAAACUUUCAAAACAUGAACACGAAUCACGCAUUAUUGUUGAUAGAAAUAAAUCGAUAAGACAACUUGUAGUAUCAAAUGAUGAUUAUGAAGCAGCAGUUCAAGCUCAUACACUCUCUCCCAAAUCAAAAUGG
Molecule: messenger RNA, 144 nt
Organism: Adineta steineri
Lineage: Eukaryota; Metazoa; Rotifera; Eurotatoria; Adinetida; Adinetidae
Source: the annotation of a GenBank genome assembly